UCAGAACAUGAAAGGUACAUAGUUUCUCACUUUUUCACCAUCAUUCAAACAAAAAUGGCACUUCUUCAAAUAAGGCUGUAUUAGCAUAAACAUUUGAAGAUUAUGAGUGUAUAAAUAAGAAGAAAUGAAAAUAAGACCCUAGAUUUCCCCACAUGCCUUACAAGUGAUUUGAAUGGUUUUGGUCAAAAGAAAAUAUGUGUAAACUACGCAAGAAGCAAAUGUGUAUGGGGGAUGCAAUCGUGAUAUGCGACUGCAAUCCUUCAGCGCCAUGUAGUCUUCCAAUAAAAUUAUGUCCAGUACAUCACAACAGGCUCCAAAGGAUAGAACCUCAAUAUAUGAUGGUACCCGUGCCUCCACCUACCAGACAUCAUAGACAUUCGCGUAAACACCAAGGGAAUAGAGCACAGAAAGGCGAACCUUGUCCGUUUCGACGCGAUUCAGAAACUGAUACAAGCUACGAAUUUGAAGAAUACAGAAAACCUAGCAGACGUAUUUUUCCAAAUUUCAGAUCCGUACAAUACCAGAGGAGGGAUAAUAGGAAUGGAGUUAUGAUGGAAAGCCCAUCCGAUCAGACCAACCUUUCACCAGGUAUUAACUAUAAUAUCAUUUUCGAAAGGAUAGAUAAGUGGGGAGAAAUUACUAGCAAUUUGAUCGAAAAACUUUCAAAAGAUUUAGGAGGAAACAGAUACGAGAAUUUUAAAAGACAAGGCUGUACUCAUGCAACUCGGGAUGGGCUAAGAGAACUUGCUACUUAAAAAAAUCGACAAACGGUGAAAGACAAAUUUUAUCAAAAAUAAUAUACGAUUUGUCGAGAUCAAAUAAUAUGAACUUUAAUUAAAAAUGGAAUGUUGCAAAAUGGGUAUUACAGAACAAUGCCAGUAUUACUAUGCACCCAAAUCAAAUGAAUGAGUGGAAAGCUGGACAUUACACAACAUGAAAAAAAUUUUUGUUAAAUUAAAAAAAUUAUGUUUAAAAAAUUAAAAAUGUUUGUCUCUUAGGGUAUAUUUUCAUUUACAUAAACAGAGGUAUGAAAGUUUGCAUUAUAUAAUACAUAUAAAUUAUUAAAAAUAAUCAUAAAUAUUCGUAAUUGUUAUUCAUAAGUUAUCAUCUUAUUAAAUCCAGGAUAGCACGGAGGACAAGGACCAAUAAAUAACAGCUUAAAGAAACUGGCCAAUCAAAUAACUCAUAAUACGAAAGCAAGGAGGUUAAUAUUUACGGUGUAUACAAGUAUCUCGGAGCAAUCCACCAGCCUAUAUACAAUAUUGAAUGCCUCAAUAGUAGGCAAGAGAAUACUUGAAAGGCCAAAAACAGGAUAGAUAGAUAGCAUCAACAAAGAUGCAACAGAGCGGAAGAUAACUGAAAAGAAUCAGUCUGAGAUAGGCAAAGAUGUAGAAAGCUGGUAAAGAUCUAU
Nezara viridula (southern green stink bug) is the source of this 1411-nucleotide messenger RNA. The record is from the annotation of a GenBank genome assembly. NCBI's taxonomy places the organism in Eukaryota, Metazoa, Arthropoda, Insecta, Hemiptera, Pentatomidae.